Coturnix japonica (Japanese quail) is the source of this 1204-nucleotide messenger RNA. It is a transcript of the gene MARCHF3, whose product is annotated as membrane associated ring-CH-type finger 3. The record is from RefSeq and is a predicted model, not a curated record. NCBI's taxonomy places the organism in Eukaryota, Metazoa, Chordata, Aves, Galliformes, Phasianidae.
UAUGCAUCCUGGUCUCAGUUGCUCUAGGUCUCAGUUAUUUAAAGAACAAUACGGAUGCACACAGGAUUACACAACAGGGCUGAAACAGAGUUCAGGAGGAAAGAGUAGCUGAUAGGCUGGGAUCAGGAGGCAUAUCCAAAGGUAUGCCACAGAGGACUGCCCCAACCCAGAAGAUACUCAAGGUCAAGCUGUUUGGGGCUCUGAGCAACCUGACUGAGCAGUAGGUGUCCCUGUUCACUGCAGGUGGUUGGACUGGAUAGAAGAUCUUUAAAGAUCCCUUCCAACUCAAACUAUUAUAUGAUUCUACAGUUUUACUGUUCUGUGCUCCUAUACUUCUAUGACUGUAGUAACUGGUUGGUAGCCUGGGCUGUGUGUGCCCUUCUGACAUCUCAUAUGGCACAAGGUUCUUGUCUUCUGUUCCUAAAUCAUCGGAUGGUUGCCAGAUGAUUGAAGUAUGGAUGUACCUAUGUUCCAAAUGAUAUAAUCUAGGGCUACAAACACUGCUCAAAUAAUCACAGCUAAAUCCACAACAGUAGUUUAACUGAAGCACAGUUCUUCUGUGUGGUACUUGUUCAUCUGCAAAGGAGUUGUGCAAAAUAGGGUUAACUUGAAGAGGGACAUGUUUUGUAUUGAGAACUACUGUAAAAAACAGAUCGUCUUAAGAAGCAAGACAGAAGGCAAGAGCCUAAACUUCAGUGAGGGAAAGGUCUCUACCUUUUGUCCACCGACACCUAAUAAAACAGCCUCAGCGCGGAUUUUAAAACUACAGUGUUGCUGAUGGAGAUGGUCCUCCACUCUCCUUGGGUCUCUGCGGCUCCUCCUCUCAGACAAAGUCUGCAUCUUUUAUGUGUUAAUGGUUUUGACAUCGACCAUUUGCCUCAUUUUCAUUUUAAGCGAUGGGCAGAGUCUUACUGCCUUUCUUCUCUGUUCUCCGAGUGCCGCACCCACUGUGAGCCGGCUCAUCAGCCUGAAAGAUGUGCGCCCGCGGUAUGUCAUGGAUGUGGCGGCCAAGGACGGGCAGCUGCUCUGCUCCGUGGUGCCGACCCUCGCCACGCAGAGAGUGAGACACCGCUACUGCAGCUCCGGUGAAGGAGAACAACUCAUCCUCAGUUCUCCCAGUCCUUGCAGUGAGAAGACCAUGGCUGCAAAGAGGCAUGGACAUGUUCCAUCUGUCGCGAUGUGCGACAGGACAUGGCCCGUGUGA